AUGGGUUUUGGGAUGGAAAAGAAUUUUGUUUUUGCUGGAUUCAAAGGGGAACAGAGUGGACAUUGUGAUGAUAAGUUUUGGGUGGAAAAUAAUUCGUGUAUAUAUAUAUAUAUAUAUGGUUCCCAGACAACAACAGACCAGCGCCUGUGUCUCUCUCUCUUCAGCGUUUCUCUCUACCUCUCCCAUUAUACUGCCUCUGCCUCUCCGCUGCUCUUCUCCCCUCCCUCUCUCACCGCCGCUCCACCAGCCGUGCCUCCGCCACUCCUCCUCACGGUCGCCGACAACUGGAGCACCGAUUGCAAGCUCUCUCUCUCUCUGUGUGCAAUUCGCAUUUUGACACAAAAUCUAGCUGCUUUUCUUAGCAUUGCAUUACCAAGUCUGCUAGCAAGUGUCAUGACUAUUGCUGCUGAUACAAGUGGAUCUCCAACUAGGCUUCAGGGUAGAUAUGGUGGAAUGGUAGUAUGUUGGAUUCUUGGGCUUGGAUGCCUUGUCUCGUGGAACAACAUGUUGACUAUCGGAGAUUACUAUUAUGAUCAGUUCCCUUCAUUCCAAGCUGGUUUGGCUGCAUCAGGGGCUCUCACACCGGCAUUGAGACUAAUGACAAAAGCAACCUUUGAAAGAACUGAUAAUGGCCUUUGCAAGGGAGCCAAUGGUUUUUGACGUACAAAUGUGGAUAUGACUUUUUUUGACAACUACGGAAGGACAUUGGAUAUGACUUUUUUUGACAACUACGGAAGGACAUUGUUUUUAUAUCUCCGUCUAUAUAUAUUGUGGUUCAUACAAAUUAGUUUUUUUGCGUGAUAAAUAUCUAAAAUUUGGCCUGAUACAAAUUAGCGUUGGACGUGGUACAAAUUAGUUUUUGGCGUGGUAUAGAAUAAAUUUUUGGUGUGGUAUAGAUUCCUUUUGGAUAUUAAAUUUGGUUAAUCCUCUAUUAUGUAUGGAAUUAAAUUAUUAGGGGGUGGAUUAUACUUGGUUCGUAUGGAAUUUGUAUUACAUUUAGAAUUGGACGUUGGAUAUAAAUUUUUUGGAUGGUUAAAAGUGAAAUGUGUGCACGUUCUUGAAUGGUUGAUAAU
Molecule: messenger RNA, 1073 nt
Organism: Camellia sinensis
Lineage: Eukaryota; Viridiplantae; Streptophyta; Magnoliopsida; Ericales; Theaceae
Source: RefSeq, a predicted model, not a curated record